Molecule: messenger RNA, 306 nt
Organism: Trametes versicolor FP-101664 SS1
Lineage: Eukaryota; Fungi; Basidiomycota; Agaricomycetes; Polyporales; Polyporaceae
Exons: 1
Source: RefSeq, a predicted model, not a curated record
GCUGCUCUGCUGUGUCUUGCAUGUUCAGCUUCGUUGCCUCCUCACAAGGUUGACUCGAAGAUCUACUUGACCCAGUGUUGUGCACGACCGAUCUGUCCGCAUUGUCUCUCCACGAACCCGCGUCUGGCCAGAUACAAUCCGUGCCUUCGAUGUCUGGCGGGUGUCAACGCUGUCAAGACUAGGCCGUCUGCAGCCAGCUCAAGUCAGCGCCAUGGCGAUAAUGCGGCCACGAGAACGAACAUAGACGGUUCCGUACGGGACGAAGACAUAUUUGUAGUAGAGGACGAAGACGAAUCCGAGUCGGAU